Pectinophora gossypiella (pink bollworm) is the source of this 2889-nucleotide messenger RNA. RefSeq names its product glucose dehydrogenase [FAD, quinone]-like. NCBI's taxonomy places the organism in Eukaryota, Metazoa, Arthropoda, Insecta, Lepidoptera, Gelechiidae. The transcript has 2 exons. The record is from RefSeq and is a predicted model, not a curated record. The coding region runs from base 229 to 2100 and encodes 623 amino acids. Gene Ontology annotation, molecular function: flavin adenine dinucleotide binding; oxidoreductase activity, acting on CH-OH group of donors.
GUAAAUAAAACACAAUGCGCCCUCCUGUGAGGCAACAGUGCGCAUGGAGCCUUACUACUCCAACUUUGCAAAAAUAAAAUUAAAAAAAUAUUAAAAUUCGAUAUUCGAAAUUACAUUUAUUCUCAUCGAACACGAAGACUGAGUGGCCAGUGAAUAUUUAAAAAAAUCCUUUUUAAUUUAGUGACGUGAAGAAUUAAAUAGUGACUUUGAGGGAUUUUGAAAUUAAUCAUGAGGCGUCAGCUCGCGCCGGCUUUGACGGCGGCACUAUGUGUGCUCUCCACCCUCUUACCCCACGCUGACCUGCAGUUCAUCAACCCCGUCUCGUCCUUCAUGAACUUCCUCCACGAGGGCACCGACCAGCUGGACAACGAGCCUCCAGACCAGACCAACUUGCUCUCAGAAUACGACUUCAUCGUCGUCGGCGCCGGCACUGCCGGCUGCGUCCUCGCCAACAGACUCACCGAGAUCUCAGAAUGGAAAGUCCUUCUAAUAGAAGCCGGUGUCAACGAAAACUUCAUCAUGGACAUACCCAUAGUCGCCAACUAUCUUCAAUUUACUGACGCUAACUGGAAAUAUAAGACGAAACCUUCGAAACAGUACUGUGCCGGUUUUGAAAACCAACAGUGCAACUGGCCUAGAGGCAAAGUCGUAGGUGGGUCCAGUGUGCUGAACUAUAUGAUUUACACCAGAGGAACCCAACCCGACUACGACAACUGGAAGAACAUGGGCAAUGAAGGCUGGGGAUGGGACGAAGUGUUGCCGUACUUUAAGAAGAUUGAAAACUACAAUAUUCCUCAAUUUGACGAUCCAAAGUACCACGGGAAUAGUGGGCAUGUAAAUAUAGAAUACGCACCUUUCCGUACUACAAAGGGUAAAGCGUGGGUCAAAGGAGCUCAACAGUUGGGUUUCAAAUACGGUGAUCAUAACGGUCCCAGUCCAUCGGGAGUGUCAUUCUUACAGUUGUCGAUGAAGAACGGUACUCGCCACAGCUCUAGCAGAGCUUAUUUGCAUCCCAUCAAUAAGAGAAACAACCUACAUCUGUCUAAAGGGAGUAUGGUAACGAAACUUAUACUUGACUCUACAAAAACCAAAGUAAUUGGUGUCGAGUUAGAAAAGAUGAAGAGAAAAUAUAAAAUAUUAGCAAAGAAAGAGGUGAUUGUGUCGGCUGGUGCCAUAAAUUCGCCCCAGUUACUCAUGUUGUCUGGUAUAGGACCUAAGAAACAUUUAGAAGACAUGAAGAUCCCAGUAGUCAAAGACUUAAAAGUUGGAUACAAUUUAAUGGACCACAUAGCAGCUGGAGGCUUACAAUUUGUAGUGCGACAACAGAACCUUUCAAUAAGCACUGAAUAUAUAUUGAAUCACUUAGAAUUAGUUUUUAAAUGGAUGAGAAAUCACAAAGGACCAUUAUCAGUGCCUGGUGGCUGCGAAGCGCUUGUAUUUAUGGAUUUGAAAGAUAAAUUCAACAGCACUGGUUGGCCAGAUAUGGAGUUACUAUUCAUUAGCGGUGGAUUAAAUUCAGAUCCAGCGUUACCUAUGAAUUUCGGUUUUGAACAACAGAUUUACGCUAAUACUUAUGGACCCUUAGGUAAAUCGGACGUGUUUAUGGUAUUCCCUAUGUUGAUGCGUCCGAAAUCUAAAGGAAGAGUUAUGCUGCAGAGCAGGAACCCACGGGCACAUCCGGCGCUAAUUCCCAACUACUUCCAGUACCCGGAGGAUUUACAGAAAAUAGUUGAAGGUAUGAAAGUAGCCAUACAAAUUUCGAGACAACCGGCUAUGAAAAAGAUCGGAGCGAAGUUGUAUGACAUGCCAAUUGAGGAAUGUAUGAAGUAUGGGCCUUUUGGGAGCGAUGCUUACUUCUCGUGCCAGGCGCAGAUGUUCACGUUCACCAUUUACCAUCAGAGCGGUACUUGCAAGAUGGGGCCUGAGGGCGACCCAACAGCUGUUGUUGACCCGAGACUGAAGGUCCACGGGAUCCAGAACCUACGCGUGAUUGAUGCGAGUGUCAUGCCCGAAAUUGUCUCCAGUCACACCAACGCUCCAGUCUACAUGAUCGCUGAGAAAGGAUCCGACAUGAUCAAACAAGACUGGGGAAGGUUAUAAUCAUCCUCCAUAAACCAAUUGAUAAGCAUAUCUGUGAUUUAAAUGAUAGUAAAGACAUUUGUUAAUUUAAGAAGAAUAAUUUUAAAGGCAACAAAUAAAUAAAUCAGCUAAAAUAAACAUCAUCGAAAAUUUUGACAAACAGGAACUUGAAACUUAAACGUCUCAAUACAAAAUGCAAAUACUUAUCAAUUAAGUAGAUAAAAUAUCAUCUACCUGCCGAUCACGCAUAAUGGGCCAUCCAUGUGUCGAAAUGCGGAAAAUAGAGUCCACUACCACACGCCGUUGGAAAGCAAAUUCGUUGGAAUGAUUAUCCUUUAUGAUAAAUGCAAACAAAUUGAACACAUAAAUUAAUUUUAGUAGUAAUGGUAGUAGUGGGCUCUUGAACCCCAAUUGAGUUUAUGUUAUAUAUGUGUAUAUCUGCUUUGUAACUACUUACGUACCACUGCUGGACACAGACCUUAUGUUAUGUUAUAUGAACUUUGGAGAUGUAAUUUUGCUGCAUUCUGAUGUACUGUAUACAUCAACUUGUAUUUUAGCUGAAAUCACUUAAUAUCAGUAGCCAAAAAAAGAAGAACUCUACCAACAAUGCUUUGUCAUUAUUUUUAAUAGAAAUAUAUAAAAUGUAUGUUAAUUACUUACGUUAAGAAUAAUUAUUAAAUAUGUGUACACCUACCUACUUAAAUUGACGUGUCAUAUUCGAUUAAUUUAUUUUAUGUAUCCUCUUGGUUAUUAGCUGUUUUAUGUAAAUAAUAAAAUAACAAUAAGGAAUAAAAUCAAUGAAUGAAUAAA